Aureococcus anophagefferens is the source of this 873-nucleotide messenger RNA. RefSeq lists its product as hypothetical. The record is from RefSeq and is a predicted model, not a curated record. The coding region runs from base 1 to 873 and encodes 290 amino acids. NCBI's taxonomy places the organism in Eukaryota, Pelagophyceae, Pelagomonadales, Pelagomonadaceae. Gene Ontology annotation, molecular function: protein binding. The transcript has a single exon.
AUGCUCUGCGCGCUGCCCGUCGACGAUGCGGAGAACGUCGACGACCUCGUGGAUCGGGUGCUCGGGUCCGACCGCGCGUCGGACAAGACGCUGCUCUUGGAGCUGGUGAAGCUGCUCGAGUCGAUCGCGGAGCACGCGAGCGCGGUGCGCGUCCAGGAGAAGGUUCUGGAGAUCAAGGAGCGCGAGUUCGGGCGCGACCACGUGCAGGUGGUCGUCACGCUGGAGUGCCUCGGGUGCGCGCACGGCCGCCUCGGCGACAACGCCAAGAAGCGCGAGCUCCUCGAGCGCGCGCUCGCGAUCAACGAGCGCGAGUUCGGCCGCGACCACGUGGAGGUGGCCAUCACGCUGGGGAACCUCGGGAACGCGUACAGCGACCUCGGCAACGCGGCGAAGUCGCGCGAGCUCUACGAGCGCGCGCUCGCGAUCAAGGAGCGCGAGUACGGCCGCGACCACGUGGAGGUGGCCAAGACGCUGAACAACCUCGGGAACGCGCACGGCGACCUCGGCAACAACGCGAAGAAGUGCGACUUCCUCGAGCGCGCGCUCGCGAUCAAGGAGCGCGAGUACGGCCGCGACCACGUGCAGGUGGCCAGCACGCUGGUGAACCUCGGGGUCGCGUACGGCCGCCUCGGCAACAAAGCCAAGAAGCGCGAGCUCCUCCUCGAGCGCGCGCUCGCGAUUUUCGAGCGCGAGUACGGCCGCGACCACGUCCAGGUGGCCAGCACGCUGGUGAACCUCGGGAACGCGUACGGCGACCUCGGCGACGACGCCAAGAAGCGCGACCUCCUCGAGCGCGCGCUCGCGAUAUUCGAGCGCGAGUUCGGCCGCGACCAUCCGCACGCCGCGCUUUGCCGAAGGUUGCUCGGGGGUUGA